GGUGCGACAAUCAGUCAUUUAGAUAUUUAAAUAACGGCGUUAGAAUAUACAAUUUGUGGCUGCGCAAAUGCACGUAAUGUGCGCAUAAAUCGCAAAUAUUUUGAUUUGAACGUGCGAUGCAACGGUUUCUAUCAUUCUUUAUGAAUUUAUUGAAAAUUUCAAUUGCGAUAAAAUAAAUCUCAACAAUUUAAGUGUGACUCAAAUUUGAAGUGCUAAAAUCAACAUCGGUUGGUUUCUGUAAAACCAAUAAUUUCUAAAAGCAGCCCAUAGUUUUUUUUUCCGCAAAGUCAAAAGUGUAGAGAAUGAUAAAUAUUCCGAAUCUCAAUGGAAAAUACUGUAGACGAGACAGAAAUAAAUAAGAAGUAUGACAAACAAGUUGAUUCCAUCGAACUCAUGUUAUCAAAAGUUUUAUUGACAUACGGUCAGUCCAAACAAUACGAAUUUAUUGAAUAUCAAUUCAAGUCUGUUACAAACAGUCAUCGCAAUUAAUAUCGUUCAUUCCAAUUCAUAUCAUUUCUUCAAACAGUUUCUACAAAAAUACGCUUAUUCAAGCUUAUUGCGGAGCAAAUAUUAUUGGUUCCAAUGGGGAGUGAGAUUAUGACUCCCGGGAGGCAACGUACAACACACUUUUUUAAACUGAAUUGGUUCCUUUGAUGCGAUUCUUCGAGUUUCAGUCUAAAAUUCACUCUAACCAAUCCAAACUUACUUAAAUAAUGAAAUUCGCGCCCUAACAAUCCCAUUACGCGUUGUUAAACCAAGUUAACUUUGUCUAAAAAACAUAGGCAAGAAGUCAUCACCAUCAGCCCCCAAAAAAGCUGUCCAAGUCAUUAAAAUUAUACAAUGUUGCGUGUAUACUUCCAGCGUUGUAAAAGUGAGUCGUUGGCAGUUUACAUAGAUUUUACAGUUUACUUAAUUUGGGCCAAAUAUAAAUAGUGUUAUUCCCACUUGAGAAAUGACUGUAAUUGCUGUCAUGACAGCAAAUAAUGAGACUAAGCGAUUGCAUCGCGGCGGAAAUCGCAACGAAAAAUAACAACCGAGCUGGCAAUCAAAUAAAUGUAUAAUUUAUAUUGGCAGUUUUCGUGUGUUUAACUGGAAGUGAUUGUUGAAAUGUGUUUGGGUAAAUAUGAGAAAAUGGUUGUUGUCACAACGAAAAACUGAAAAUUGAAUUGUGAGUGAAAUACAAUCUGAAAUCAAAACACACCAAUGUUCCAGGCAACUAUUUGUCUAUGGAUGGCGUUGUCGAGUCAUCAUCAUCAUCGACGCAUGUUGGAUUUGCGUGCAAACAUGCCGUUCGAAGCCGUGAUUCAUUAAUUGAAUUUCCACUUUGUCCAAACUUUCACAGCUGCUCCCCGGCCCUACUGAACCACUUCCAACGAGAAGUGCGAACUAACAACACAAUCAUAUAAUUAGAACCUGAAUGUAUGUAGUUCAAAUGGUGUUAAAGUUUCUUCGCACAUCAACACCACAAAUUCGGUCACAACGCUUCGAGUUUCUCCGUAAACUAGUUUUUCGUAUGGAUGAUGAUCAGCCAGCGUUUAAAUCAUACAAUAGAAAUUCGUGUUUGCGGUUUUAUAGAUUGGAAUACAAUCAAUUUGAUUGAUGCUCAAUGACAGUGAUCAAGAAGUCGAAAUAAUUAAAGACGUUAGGCACAGCCAGCCAGACAAUCGAAUCGGUAAUAUGCUAGACAGUUAGAUACUUUGCCAAAUGCCAUUCAAAUGGCGCGAUUUUUUGUUGGUGUGCCACUCAAUUGGAUUACGAUCACGUUAAAAAGGUAGAUUUGUGAAUGAACAUCUCUUUUUCGCCGCCGUACGAGCUCUUCUAGGUAUUUAUCGAUGUUCAGUGACGAUCAUACGAUUCAAUGAAUAUGAAAUAUCAUGACUACGCUGCAAAAAAGUUAUACUGCAAACAAACCGAUAUGCUUUCGUUCGAAGAGAGAAACAAAAAUAUGGACUCAGUUUUUUUGGACGGCUGUUUUCGUGUAUACCGUGGUGUCACAUUCACUGUACAGCAUAUUCGAUGUGUUAUUAUCUUUAGCGGCUUUGCGGUCAUUUGAUCGUCUACGUGGAAAAGAUACCGAAAUGCUGUCAUAAAACUUAUUUACGAUGUUAUUCCAUUGCAAUUCUUAUUAUGUCUGGGUGGUUCACUUUUUUCGGGCUUUAUAAACACAUUUCGAAAGGAGAAUGCAGCGACUAAAUUACUGAAUUAUUAAAUUUUUUUCAUGAGAUUUCUUUUGUCAAUCGAAAAUCGAUUGAUGGGAUUAAUGUAAAAUAAAUAAUCCGCACUUACGGUUCAUUGUCCCAAAUUCCAGGCGGAAUAAAGAAAGGCAACAGUUUAAAUGUGACAAAACAGAGGAACGAUUGAAGAACAAAUUCGAUCUGUGAUUCAAACUGUGGGAAAAUCUUGGAGAAUCCUUAAAAUGUUCGAACAAUCAAUUAUGUUGCUUUCACAUUUAUUCGGUAGUCUCAUUAUCCAUUCCACGUUGACCGUUUUCAGAAAAGAUUUCAAUGCAUAUGCGGGCGUCAAGUGAACUACCUCGUUUCAUGUAAAUGCCAAACCACAAAAACAAGUUUUAAGCGAGACCGAAUAUUAAAUGAUGUAGAUCUUUUCACGCACGACGGAAGAAAGUCGAGAUCUCUCACAUACACACAGACCCACCAAAUGGAAAAACUGAACUGCGUACAACCAAACAAAUAAACAAAAUUUCGAAAUCUCUUUCAAUCUCGCGCUCUGUGAAUUCAUUUUUCAUUCCGAAGCGGCGAACGCGUAUUUUGAUGAAAUCUGUGUAUUGCACAAUUUAGAUCAAAGCUUGUUUACAGCACACUACUUAGGUCUAAGCCACAGAAGAAAAAAACAGAUAAAAUAUUUUUUUGUAUUGUGAACAAAGAAUGAGCGUAGCAAAUAGUUCUAAUGAAAGAAAACAAAAUACGAAAUAUUUCGGGCAUUGCAUUCAUUCGACCAUAAAUGGCCCGUCGGAAAUGGCUAUUGUGUGAACUGCCUCUUAUAAAUAUGAAGAAUAUAGCAAGAAGAAGUUGUCUGAAUUACAAUCCGAAACCAACAUAGAAUAAUUGGUAGGGACGACUUUUUUGACCUGCUUGAGCUGCAGCGAGCAAUUCGUUUGCCGUUUGAAUGUGAACCGGAAAGAUUCUUUUGUUCAUUACAGUGCAGAAGUCCAAAAGUAUUGCGCAUAAUUGGAAGUUGCAUUUGUAUGUUGUGACGCGACAAACGAUGUACAUUGGGGAAUGUGUAAGGCAUUUUCGUUGCGUAGUGCGUAGCAUAGAAUAGAUGACAAUAGAAAACGCGUACAUUUUCGUGGUGCGUUCAUCGACAUCGACACGAGUGUAUGAUGCAAUAGGCUGUAAUGAAUACGUAACAACGCACAUAAAACCGUGUGCAGUGUAAAUGGGUCCUUUUCUCGAAAAUUCGGAGCGAUUCAAGCGAGAUGGCCGUAAAAUGGCUUUCGUUUUUAUCUUGUUCGACUCAGAAUCGUCAUUCUAGAUAUGCGCAGCUUAUUUCGCAUGGCUUCUCCGUCUGAUUGAAUUCUUUUUUCUUGCAAUUUCUAGGCUGUGAGACAGUGAACAAUAUCAGCUGUUUAUUAUUUACAUUACGGAAUCGCGUUACCAAUGGCAACGCCAACAAAUAUUCACGCGGACUGACACUCGACUGCGUUCUGUUUACUCACAAACGAACCGGAACAUUUACGCUCUGGAAUUAUCGCAUCGUAAUUUCAUUUUUAUUUGCGCCUAUUAUUUUCUACUUUAGAAAUAGCGCCGAAAAAAUUGCUCGAAAAUCCAUUUACACCAGCAAUCUAUUUUUUGCCAGUUUAUUAUGUGCCGUAAAUGAUGAUUCGGCUCAUUCGUCGACGUCGUUUCCUCUUUGCCGGCGAAAAAAGAAGAACCGCUCAGAAUUGUAUGCUUGCGUGUUCGCGAUUUGUAAAAAUGGGUAUGAAACAAAAAAUACGAUAAUGAUUAGUGUGAGAUGAAUGGUUGGCGAAAAUAUAUCCAUGUGUUUAACUCUAUCAUCAUGGGAAUCUCAAUUAUUUCGACUGUUAUUUUUUGUGUUUCUGUACUUCGGUGAGUCUCGUGAGCGGUCAAGAGAAAAAAAAAUCUGUGUCCGAUUCAGCAUUUAAUUAAAACGGAUCGCUGGCUCUCUUUCACUCUGCCGUAAUAAAUUAUGUGCACUCUCCGUUCGCAUGACGACCUUUUUGUUCUUCGUAUCUCGAAUCGGCCGACACAAAUGCACAUGAAAAAUUUCCAAAUGAGAUUUCAUUUCGUGCCUACGGAUUUUCGUUUCUCUCUGCAUCGUUUUCUCUUUUUCUCCCGUAUGCUAGGUUUGUAUUCGAGCAUUUCGUUGUAAUUGAAAACGUGUCGCUACAGAAUGCAUUCGAUGUUUAGGCUUUUGUCUUGGUGGCUGCAAUUGCAUUCGGAUUGCACCAAUACAAGCGCACGCGUGUAUAGCGUGUACGUGAGAGGCAUGCUAAAGUUCAUUAAAUAUAUAUGUUCGUGCUACUCACCGUAGCCGAAACCCGUAGGACUGACGAGAGAAAAAAAGGUCUAUUCAACAUAUAUCGCAUUUGUUUAUACGGUUUGUGCGUGUAGUUGACAACGUGUACAUAUAUUCUCGGUUCACAUACACAGCGUAUACGUAUACGAGCGACAUCGUUGUAUGGGUGCAUUCACAUUGACUUCAUAAUUUAUGCGUAAAUGCGUGCGUAUGUAUGUGUGUGUAUCUGUGUGUAAUUUGAAGCAACAACUAACAACGAUUGAUGCGAAGAAAAAGCAGCAGCAGCACAACAACAGCAGCUACGUCGACGAAAACCAACUUAUAAUAAACUAAAAAGCGGCAGCAAAUACACGGGAACACAGUUUUUUUUUCUCUUCUCUCUUCGCUCUUCUUUCUGUUUCUCUGUUAAGAGCUAUAAACGAAGUGAACAUACGAACGAACAAAGCGUCGCGUUGCUCAGAAUCAGAGAGAGGGGAGCCUUGCAAACAGUUCCAUUACAUGUUUUAUGGUAGUAACGUAUCGGAGUAAAUCGAAUACAGUACACAUUUACUUCGAUUUGACGAGUGAGAGAAAAAAAACAUUUUUACGCGCGCACAGCGUAUAGACCGAAUGGGAAUCGACAAUUUUUAAUCGAAUAUUUUCGAUUAUUCGACCGAAUUGUGUUCAAUUUGAUUGCAAUAGUUGGUGUUUUGUGAUACGAAUCGAAUUUUCGUGUAUUUCAACAUCAGUGGUGAACAUUUCAUUGCCAACGGGACAGUCAAUCGUGGGCUAUACAAUCGGACAAUAAACCAUAAGAACAAUAAAAGGUGUGAAUUGAAAAGCAAACUUCGUCAUUGGUAUUCACAUCUUCAAGAAUAUCUAUGGAAAAAUACCAAAAUUCAACACAUUUUUCUUAGAAUUCGUUCAGUGUUUAGUUAUUUCUCUCGGGAAAAGUGUACAGACCAUUUCGAGUGGACAGUUUGAUUGCCGGUUUGUCAACUGUCCAAAACGAGCGGUGGCAUUUAACGCGCACCCAAUCUCAACAUCAUGAACUGAAACUGAGUGUGACAUUUUAUUAUUUUAAAAACAAAAUCACCGAAUUUCACGACGAACGAGAACGCAUUUUUGACACUGGUGUAACGGAAUCGAUGUUAGGAACGAUCAAUCAUGUAUAAGUUACUCGGUGGACUCAAAGAUUAUUUCAAGUUACAAGAAGUGACAACGGAUAAUGCUGUAUUUCGGCUGCAUAAUCUAUUCACAACGGUGCUAUUGCUCACCUGCAGUCUAAUCAUCACUGCCACACAAUAUGUUGGUCAGCCAAUUUCGUGCAUCGUUAACGGUGUACCACCACAUGUGGUCAACACAUUCUGCUGGAUUUCCAGCACAUUCACAAUGCCUGACGCCUUUCAACGACACUUGAAAGUUGGCGUGUCUGUGGCUCAUCCGGGUAUUGCGAACGACUUCAACGACGAAGACGCGAAAAAAUAUUACACAUACUAUCAAUGGGUGUGUUUCGUGCUAUUCUUCCAGGCGAUCGCGUGUUAUACACCGAAAUUUCUUUGGGAUGCAUUUGAAGGCGGCUUACUUCGGAUGAUUGUGAUGGGACUGAAUCUCGGCAUUUGUCGCGAAGAAGAGAAACAAGCGAAAAAAGAUGUCAUCCUCAGCUAUCUAACCUCUCAUUUAAAGCGCCACAAGCUGUAUGCCAUUCGGUAUUGGGGAUGCGAACUCUUGUGCCUGGUGAAUAUCAUACUGCAAAUGUGGAUGAUGGAUCGAUUCUUUGACGGUGAAUUCUUGUCCUAUGGAUGGCGCGUGAUGAAUCUAUCGGAUACGCCACAAGAACAACGAUACGAUCCAAUGGUGUACGUAUUCCCUCGCAUCACAAAGUGUAUCUUCCACAAAUAUGGUGCUUCUGGAUCGAUACAAAAGCAUGACUCGCUCUGUAUUCUACCUCUGAAUAUUGUCAACGAAAAGACCUACAUAUUCAUAUGGUUCUGGUACUUUGCGUUGUUGUUCAUGUUGAUCGGAUUGUUGAUCUAUCGCAUUAUGAUCAUCUCGAUGACAAGCGUACGUACUAAGAUCUUGGCUGCCAGAAACCGACUGCUUCCGCACGAAAUGGCUAGGAAAAUCUCACAGAAAUUAGACAUUGGCGAUUGGUGGCUUAUUUACAUGCUGAGCAGGAAUUUGGAUCCAAUCGUCUACAAGGAUGUAAUGGCACAGUUGCUCGAGCGUCUAGAGAUGCGCAGCAAUCAUCAAAACGAUGAAAAAUCUUAGGAAAUGCACUUAGGAACAAAAAAAAAAGAUGAAAACAAAUAUAUGCAACAACAAAUUGUCAUACACACACAUUGAAGCAGCAUUGCAUGACCGAAAGACGAGAUGAUCUUCAUUCAUCAUUUUUAGUGUCGAGUUUUUAAUUUUUCUUUUAAAAAAAUCAAAUCAACAUUCUGAAAUGAGACUGUAAUUAAGAUUUUACAUUGUUUUUCCCUUCGUUUGAAAUGAAUUGAAACAUUCGUUCCAAUCGCAAUCAUCACAAUAUCAUGUAGAAAGAGAGCUGAUGCAAUACAAGUAUUUUCCAAUUCACGUCGUGCCAAAAUCGAAAAGCCUUUAGAAUAAGCAUCGGCGAUCAAUCAUCGGAGCGUUUUAGUUCGAACACACACUUCAAAUCGAAAUACGAUUCUUCUUUAUUCCGGCUCGUUUGAAUACUCAAAUUAAAUAGAUCUGAUCAUAUUUUUUUUACACUAAACGCAAAUUCAAUCUCACAGAAUUCUCCUUUUUUCAUACGAAAUUCGUUCACUCUUUCAAUUUUAACCCGCUUUUUUUUAGAAACGAUUCUGUGAUUAACGAUGUGGAGCAAUGUUUUUAAACCGAAACAAAAAAUUAAAAGUCGAAUUAACGAAUGAAGCAAAACUAGCUCAUUAACAAGUAUUUGAUAAACGUACGCAAUGUAUUUAUUUAUGAAAUCGAAGAAAAAGAACAAAUUUCCAAAUUGGCUAUUUCGAAUAGCCGAACACAUUUAAAUUAAACACAAAACACAAACUUGGAACGAACAAAAUAUCAUUUAGAGCAAUAAUUUUUAUGUAUUCUAGAUUAAGAAAUUUUUGAACAAAUUUUCGGUACGCAUUUUUUUCUGAAUCUGGAAAAUCAAUUACUAUCGAUUUUUAAUAAAUAAAAAGUGAACCGGUCGAAUUGUCGAUAACUUUUACAGUUAUGGGAGAACAGAA
Sitodiplosis mosellana (orange wheat blossom midge) is the source of this 7697-nucleotide messenger RNA. It is a transcript of the gene ogre, whose product is annotated as innexin inx1. Bases 5647 to 6750 code for a protein of 367 amino acids. Gene Ontology annotation, cellular component: plasma membrane; gap junction. The record is from RefSeq and is a predicted model, not a curated record. Gene Ontology annotation, molecular function: gap junction channel activity. NCBI's taxonomy places the organism in Eukaryota, Metazoa, Arthropoda, Insecta, Diptera, Cecidomyiidae. The transcript is spliced from 6 exons.